UCACUCAUUGUUAUAAGUAUGGCUUUAAACAACUUCUCUGGCAGUUUAAGGACCGACAUAGGUCUUGCUUUUCCAAACCUUCAGGCACUUAUUUUGGGGAAGAAUAGAUUCACUGGUCACAUUAGGAGUUCUCUGUCGAAUGCUUCAUCUCUUGAAGAACUAGACUUGAAUUGUAAUAAUUUCAUUGGCACCAUACCUUCGUGUUUUGGUAACCUGCAGAGUUUACAGUUGCUCAACAUUUAUAAUAACACUCUUGGAACUCGUGGUGUUGAUGAUUUGAGUUUCCUGAUCACUUCUUUGGCGAAUUGCAGCAAUCUACAACAUUUGGACAUCGCUAACAACCAGUUUGAAGGUCAAUUAACAUCUUCCAUAGCAAAUCUGUCAACACAGUUGAUAUGGUUCAGAAUUGACGGAAAUUAUAUACAUGGAAGCAUUCCUCCUGAGAUUGCAAACCUGAUCAAUUUGGAGAUAGUGAGCAUGACGCUAAACUUGUUAACAGGUACAAUUCCAGCUUCAUUUGGGAAACUUCCAAAGCUAAAAGUACUUUCUUUGGAUGCAAAUUUGCUUACAGGGGAGAUUCCCCCUUCCCUUGGAAAUGUCACCCUUCUGUUAGAUCUUGUUCUGCUAAACAACGCCUUAGAAGGAAGCAUACCUUCAAGUCUUGAAAACUGUAAAAAUCUGCAGUACCUAGACCUUUCCUACAAUAAACUCAAUGGUACCAUACCCACCCAACUUAUGGGUCUUUCUUCCCUCUUGACGGGUGUCUUGUAUUACAACUCCUUGAUUGGCUCCUUACCAGUGGAAGUUGGAAAUUUGAGAUUUCUUACUGGACUUGAUGUUUCUUACAACAAAUUGUCUGGAGAGAUUCCUAGUGCGCUAGGGUCCUGUUUGGACUUGGAACAACUCUACAUGCAGGGCAACCCGUUUCAAGGAACCAUUCCUUACCUAGGUAAUUUGACAUGCCUUCAAUAG
Messenger RNA from Rhododendron vialii, 972 nucleotides. Its product is annotated as putative receptor-like protein kinase At3g47110. Gene Ontology annotation, molecular function: protein binding. Gene Ontology annotation, cellular component: plasma membrane. The record is from RefSeq and is a predicted model, not a curated record. Lineage: Eukaryota; Viridiplantae; Streptophyta; Magnoliopsida; Ericales; Ericaceae. Gene Ontology annotation, biological process: hormone-mediated signaling pathway. The transcript has a single exon. The coding region runs from base 19 to 972 and encodes 317 amino acids.